This is a messenger RNA of Leptinotarsa decemlineata (Colorado potato beetle), 1556 nucleotides long. RefSeq lists its product as uncharacterized. The record is from RefSeq and is a predicted model, not a curated record. Lineage: Eukaryota; Metazoa; Arthropoda; Insecta; Coleoptera; Chrysomelidae. Gene Ontology annotation, cellular component: extracellular matrix.
UAUUCUGAAUUCAACAUUCAGUUGCAAAUCAAGCUUACAACAUGGCAUUCAAAUUCAUCAUAUUCGCUGCCUUCGUAGCCGUUGCCCAAGCUAGUGUGAGCCAUGUUGCUCCAGCUCUUGCUCUUGGCUCCCACAACUCCGUCUCCAGUUACUCCACUGUACAACAGCACAACCCGAUCAUCCAAGCCUACGCUGCCCCAGCUGUUCAUGCAUAUGCUGCUCCAGCUGUCCAUGCAUAUGCUGCUCCAGCUGUCCACGCAUACGCUGCCCCAGCUCUUCACUCAUACGCUGCUCCAGCUGUCCACGCCUACGCUGCUCCAAUUGCCAAGGCCGUCAUUGCCGAACCAUCUGCUCCAGCCAACUACGAUUUCGGAUACGGAGUAAAUGAUCCCCACACCGGAGACAGCAAAAGCCAACACGAAUCCCGUCGUGGUGAUGUUGUCCACGGCAGCUACUCCCUCAUCGAAUCUGAUGGCACCAAGCGUACUGUAGACUACUCUGCUGAUGCCCACAACGGUUUCAACGCUGUUGUCCACAAGGAACCAGCCGCAAUUGCCGUCAAAGCUGUAGCUCCAGUUGUAGCUAAAGUAGCUGUCCCUCUUGCCGCUCCAGAUGCUCACGCUUAUGCUGCUCCAUCCUUUGUCCAUGGAGCUGUUGCUCACGGAUAUGCCGCUCCAGUUGUUGCUCACGGUAUUGCUGCCCCAGCUCUUGCUCACGGAUACGCUGCACAUGGUCCAGUAGUUGCACAUAAUUUCAUCGUAUUCGCUGCCUUCGUAGCCGUUGCCCAGGCUAGUGUAGGUCAUGUUGGUCCAGCUCUUGCUCUUGGCGGCCACAGCUCCGUCUCUGCCUACUCCACCGUUCAGCAACACCACCCAUCAAUCCACGCCUACGCCGCUCCAGCUGUUCACGCCUACGCCGCCCCAGCUGUUCACGCCUACGCCGCCCCAGCUGUCCACGCCUAUGCUGCCCCAGCUGUCCAUGCCUAUGCUGCCCACGCCCCAGCUGUCCACGCAUACGCUGCACCAAUCGCCAAGGCCGUCAUUGCCGAACCCUCCGCCCCAGCCAACUACGAUUUCGGAUACGGAGUAAACGACCCCCACACCGGAGACAGCAAAAGCCAACACGAAUCCCGUCGUGGUGAUGUUGUCCACGGCAGCUACUCCCUCAUCGAAUCUGAUGGUACCAAGCGUACUGUAGACUACUCUGCUGAUGCCCACAAUGGUUUCAACGCUGUUGUCCACAAAGAACCUGCCGCAGUUGCCAUCAAAGCCGUAGCUCCAGUUGUAGCUAAAGUAGCUGCUCCUAUUGCCUACGCUGCUCCAGUAGCUCAUGCCUAUGCUGCUCCAUCCCUUGUUCAUGGAUCUGUAGCUCAUGGUUAUGCCGCCCCAGCUAUUGCUCACGGAUACGCCGCUCCAUCCGUAGCAUACGGAUAUGCUGCCCCAGCUUUGGCCCAUGGAUACGCUGCUCAUGGUUAUGCUGCUCAUGCCCCAGUUCUCUCACAUAAUGUUUGGUAAUUUUUUAUAUCGACAGUUGUAAAUAAUGUAUUUAUGAAAUAU